Messenger RNA from Plasmodium malariae, 726 nucleotides. Its product is annotated as fam-m protein. The record is from RefSeq and is a predicted model, not a curated record. The transcript is spliced from 2 exons. Bases 1 to 726 code for a protein of 241 amino acids. Lineage: Eukaryota; Apicomplexa; Aconoidasida; Haemosporida; Plasmodiidae.
AUGGAACAAAAUAUCAAACCUCUGUUUUUAAUUAAAAUUUCUGCAUUUAUUCUUUUAACAUGGCUUAUCAAAUCUUCAAAUGAGAUCUAUAACUUUAGUAGAAAUUUAAUUAGAAGAAACUAUAGAUUACUAGCUGAAUAUAAACUAAAUAAGUGUUCAAAUGUUGUUGUAUUAAAAGAAGAUAGACCAAAUUAUAGAGAGUAUAAAAAGAAAUAUAUAUCUAAUAAUAUAAAAGGUGGAAUACGAAGAAGCGAAGAAUCUAAUAAAUCAUUAAAUAAUGAGAGACUCUAUAAACAAGUUACUGGUUGUAAUAAGGAAACAUUAGAUAGAAUAUAUUAUCGUUUUAAAAACAAAUGGGUUAAUAAAAAAGAUUAUGAGAUUUCUCAAAAACAGAAUAGAAGAAUUUGCAAUAUAAACUUAAAAAAAAUUAAAUUUAGAAGUUACGGAUUUGCAUUUGCUAUUUUUUCACUUUUUUUCACGUUUGGAAUAGGAUUCCCUAUAUUACAAGCAUUAGAGCUUCUGGGACCUUUAGAAAAGAAUAUUCUAGGAAUAGUAGGUUAUUUGAUUGAUCCUACUUCAAUAAAAGACUAUAUCUCGCUAAUAUUUUUUGGAGUACUUAUCAUUAUAUUAGCUAUCACAAUUAUGAUAACGAUACCUAAGAUCUUAAUAAAUAAUGAAAAAUAUGAAAAAAUUAAGUUGAUGGAUAUACAAAUGAACAAUAUGUAA